Pieris macdunnoughi is the source of this 729-nucleotide messenger RNA. The record is from the annotation of a GenBank genome assembly. Lineage: Eukaryota; Metazoa; Arthropoda; Insecta; Lepidoptera; Pieridae.
AUGUCUGAUAUUUCCGAGGCUUCGCCAACUGACUGUAAAGUUAUCAGUGAUGAAAAGUCCAAUGUUAAUGGUGAUAUUGAUAACGACAUGUCCGCUAAAAUGACCGCAUCUUACAGUGAAAUAUCGUUUCAUUCAGAUAAUGGACAAAAUGACGAAACGAAAGUAGCAGGUCCAUCAAGACCCUAUGAUCUUCCAUCAGAGAACAGAAGACAGGACAAAAUACCCUUAGAUAUAGAUGGGCAUGUUCGGUAUGUUGGUGAUAUGACCCAUUAUGUAGCAGAUGAUUUAGAGUUCAAGAUAAAACUAUCAAGCCCAGUAACAAAAAAGGGUGAAACACCUGUCUUUGGCAGUUCUAGUGCCUCACGAUCAAGCACACCUUCUGGUAAACUAUAUAGGCAAAUUCUAGCACCACAGAUAGGACAGAUAGAUAUAACAGUCCUUAAUGACUUAGAACAUGAAGCUCAAAAAAUUGCGCAAUCUGUUGAUAAUCUUAUAGAGAACUUAUCUAGCAUUCUACAUUCUAAUUCAUCACUAACAGCUGAAAACAUGGAUGUAUAUAAAGAUGCUGUUGGGAAAACUUGUGAUGCAAUGGACAAUAAUAUAAAAAGUAUGUAUACAAUUCUGGCUAAAGGAGAAGAAGUGUCUCAAGCCAUGAUUCCUGUACAGGCACAAGCAAAUAGAAUCACUGAAAUAAAGAGAUUAUUACAGAUAUUUGAAAGUUACUUUUAA